AUGAGAGCCCGGAGAGACGGCUCAUCGGCCCGCAGCUCGCUGCUCUCAGUCCGCAUGUUGGCGGCUCCUCUGAUCAGGGUCUCGGAGAAAGGACCCCCCUCGGGGACUCGGGGUCACGCUCAGACGGAGCAGGAACUCUUGUGGGACGUUCAGGGUCCAGGAAAAGUCAGCGCUGAAGGCCCCGAAGGCACCAGACUCUGUGGAGAAAUCAUCAGAAAGCUUUGUGUGUUUGUGUCGGCAGGCUGUGCAGUGAAGGAUUAUGGGAACGUGGCGUUUGAGGACUUGGUGGAGGACGCGCCCGUGGGCGGGGUGAAGCGAGUGCGAUCGGUCGGCAGCGCCAACCGGAGGCUGUCGGAGGCAGUGCAGGCGGUGAAGAAGGACGGACACACAUCAGUGAUGCUGGGAGGAGACCACAGCCUGGCCAUCGGCUCCGUUCACGGUCACGCCGCCGCGGUGGGAGAUCUGAGCGUCGUGUGGGUCGACGCUCACGCCGACAUCAACACACCGCUGAGCUCGUAUACCGGAAACAUCCACGGGCAGCCGGUCUCCUACCUGCUGCAGGAGCUGCAGUCUAAGGAUGCAUCCGGCUGCUACAUCCUGAAGCUCCUGGGGGUGAAGGUGUUCUCCAUGUCCGAGGUGGAUCAACUGGGCAUAGCUAAAGUCAUGGAGGAGACGUGUGACUACCUCUCUGCCAAAGUGAAGAAACCGAUCCACCUGAGCUACGACAUCGAUGCCAUCGACCCCUCUGUUACCCCGGCAACAGGUACACCUGUAGUCGGAGGGCUCACCUACAGAGAGGGAGUCUACAUCGCCGAACACCUCGGUCAGACAGGUCUUCUGUCGGCAGUGGACAUGGUGGAGGUGAAUCCUCUGAGGGGUCAAAGUGACGAGGAGGUCCGGUCCACAGUCAGCACGGCGGUGGAUCUGCUGCUCGGAUGUUUCGGACGCCUCCGUGAGGGAAACCACUCACCGGAUUACCGCCUGCCCGAGCCUUGACGGCGGAGAACGCUGAAGUCUCUGACUGAACUGAUGGACGCCUGAACGUCUCUGACGAAGGGGACAAUCAGAUUUUAACUUCAGAGAUGAUUAAACUCCUGUAAUGUGAUGUCACAGUGCAAGCCCAGCUAGUGUUUAAACCAAAGAAACAAAGAUUUCUGUGUGGACGAAGCGCUUGCUCUCAGGAAUUUUAAAAACAUAAAAAGCACAAAUUAUGUAAU
Messenger RNA from Perca flavescens (yellow perch), 1217 nucleotides. RefSeq names its product arginase-1. Bases 1 to 996 code for a protein of 331 amino acids. The record is from RefSeq and is a predicted model, not a curated record. Gene Ontology annotation, molecular function: arginase activity; manganese ion binding. Lineage: Eukaryota; Metazoa; Chordata; Actinopteri; Perciformes; Percidae. The transcript is spliced from 8 exons. Gene Ontology annotation, cellular component: cytosol; nucleus; cytoplasm.